AUGCCGCUCGUCCAGUCCAUCAUCCGCAUCACCAAGGAACUUGGGGCUCUGCAAAAAGGCUCGGAUCUAUCUCUCGCCGUAGCAUGCCGCGACAUCGAUGUCCGCAACGUGAGGGCCCUCAUCAUCGGCCCUCAUCAAACUCCCUAUGAGUUUGGUUUCUUCGAGGCACCAAGCGUGAUAUCGGUCACAACCGACAGGGGUCGAUGUAGGUUCAACCCCAACAUCUACUCCGACGGAAAAGUAUGCCUGACCUGGCGAGGUGAGAAGGGGGAGGAAUGGUCCUCUGCCCAAGGGCUGGAGUCGAUCCUCAUAUCCAUCCAAAGUCUCAUGUCAUCGAACCCUUACGAGAACGAACCGGGGUUCGAGAGUGCAGACACUGUGGAGGACCGCAUGCUUCAGAAGAGCUACAACCAAAAGAUUUCCCACGAGACGCUACGCAUAUCCGUCAUCAAUCGGCUCGAGGGCUAUCUAGGACUGAAGCCUGACGGCACCAAGGAUACCACCGACGGCAGUUCUGGCGGCGCGGAUGCUGACGAAGCCGACGAAGCCGCUGCGGCAUUUGAGCCAUUCAAGGACCUCUGCAAGAACCGCUUCCUCUGGUACUAUGACUCCUACCUUGCCAUCACACAACGCGGCAAGGAGGAAUCCGAAACCGGCGAACAAUUUGUUCGAAUGCCUUUCGAGUCGCACGGUAGCAAUUCGAUGGAGGGGGUUUUCGACUUCACGUCGUUGGAGAAGAGGCUGGUCGCCAUAAAGUCAGCACUCGACCAUGAAACUCGUUCUUGGGAGCUCGAGGGCGCCACAGCCGCCGCAUCCGAAAGCACAGUCGCUAUCAAUCUCAAGCACCAGUACAGUCAGGUUGUCUCCCGGAUGAGGAUGCAGACGGCCCACGAUGCGAUUCUGGAAAACAACAACCCCUUUGUCUGGAUCGUAACAUACUUUGGACAGCUCGGCACCAAGCUCGACGGAGGCCUUUUCCGCAUCAGGAUAACUUUUAGCCCUCGCUUCCCCUGGGAGCAACCACGCGUCCGGUUCGAGACCAAGAUAUUCCAUCACCUCGUCGCCAAGGACGGCACCGCGUGCUACACGCCCAACCCUGCCAAGAGGGAGGACGUUUGGUCCCAUAUCGAAGCCAUCAUCGAUAUACUCGACGACGAAGACCCGGCCUACGACCCGAGGAAGAUAGUCAACCUCGAGGCCACAGAACUGUACUGGAAUGGAAAGGAGAGCGACAAGAAUAAAUACUACCGGCGACUAUGUCGCUCUGCCCAAGACAGCGGCGAGUAA
Geosmithia morbida is the source of this 1287-nucleotide messenger RNA. Its product is annotated as ubiquitin-conjugating enzyme E2 Z. Lineage: Eukaryota; Fungi; Ascomycota; Sordariomycetes; Hypocreales; Bionectriaceae. Bases 1 to 1287 code for a protein of 428 amino acids. The record is from RefSeq and is a predicted model, not a curated record. The transcript has 6 exons.